This is a messenger RNA of Mesorhabditis spiculigera, 684 nucleotides long. NCBI's taxonomy places the organism in Eukaryota, Metazoa, Nematoda, Chromadorea, Rhabditida, Rhabditidae. The record is from the annotation of a GenBank genome assembly.
AUGGAGCCUGAGUGGCAAUCAAUGAUAGAGGCUUCGUAUAUGGGAUGGACCACAAAGGGAGUCGAGAUGGCGGAAGUGCUGAGUUCGGUUCGAAUUGUCGGUUUGUAUCGCACUCAGGUGCUCUGGCCGAAGGAUUGCCCAGGAACCUUGCCAUUUAUCCGUUUCCGACCCGAUGUCUCCAAUAUUAAUCCCUCUGGAGGCACAAGCCGACAGAACCGUGAGAAGAUUUACGAGCCGUGGAAUAAUCGGGCCCUCAUCUGGAAUGGACCGAAAUUCAGCAUCCCGGAGGCGCUGCAGAUUAUUGGGGAGAUGCUCGAAAAUCGGGAGGGGUUGUUAGAUGGAAGGAUGCGGACCGUGACCGUAUUCAAGCGUUUUAGCCUGCGGUUCCCCGAAGAUAUGAAUGCGUUGCCUGGUCCGAAACCGAGCCCCAUGGAAAGAAAUUCAGUCGCCGCCCUCCACAUCAACGCCUUCUUCGAGAAAUAUAUCGCAAGCGAAUUUGAAUCGGAGAUCGACACGAAGUUCUUCCGCUUCCAGCAUCAUCAAACCAAAGACGUGUUGUUGAUGGUUCGCGAACAUGGACGUUAUCACCCAGCAACUGUCAUUUCUCCCGGCGGUUGGGGGAUGAAUCUUGUGACAAUGUCGCUUCUCUGCCUCCAAACCCACGACUCUCCGGAUAGCAUUCGA